Messenger RNA from Effrenium voratum, 2121 nucleotides. NCBI's taxonomy places the organism in Eukaryota, Dinophyceae, Suessiales, Symbiodiniaceae. The record is from the annotation of a GenBank genome assembly.
AUGGGCAACCAGACAAGCAGAAUGCUGGUCGUCAAGAAGGAGGGCACACCCAUGGAGGCUUUCGGCUGCAAGGAGCUCGCCUUGGCGGCGAAGGCAGCGGGCUCCGGGGACACCCAAUGGGUCAUGCUCUCCAUCAUCAACCAAGAGGAGUGCCGCCCCAGUGUGGUCGCGCUGCCCACUGGCCCCUUGGCCUGGGCGGCCUGCAGCUUGGACUCAGAGGUCUUGGCCCACUGUGAGUCCGUGGAAGAGUUGGCCAAGGGUAAGCUUGAGCUGACCUUCCCGGGAGGCUUGGUGUUUCAGCUCCAGCCAUGCAAGCCGGACGAGUCAAGGUCUUCGCCCUCCUCAAGCACCGAGCAGAUGGGCGCGGCAGGCGAAUCCGGAACUGCCCCGCCGAGCCAGCGCCCGUUUCUGCGUUUGGCAGGAAGGCCUGCUGACUCCACGGGCAGCGUGCAGGACAGCGCGCAGGACAGCGCGCAGGCCAGCGCGCAGGACAGCGCGCAAGACGCCGCCAGGCCUCCUCCAGGCGGCCACGUCGAAAACACGUUGCAGGUGCGGCGGGCCCAGGCCAUGGGCAACGAGAAGCUGGCGCUGGGUGGACCGACGCUGGAUGCUGCGGAGUGUGACAUUGACCUCACAACAAUGCCGGUCAACGAAAUUGAACGGCGCUUGAUGCAAGGUGCUGAGAUCCCCGGGUGGUCCGGGCAUGGAAACCCUCAACGUGAAUUGGGUUACUUGAAGCUCUUCUUCAGCGCGCGCACAAUGGCCUACCAUGCUGAGACCCUUUGGCCUGCAACCGAGCCUGAUGCCGAGACACGCAGGCUGGUCCAGCAGCUGUCCGAGCAGUUGGCCCUCAUGUCUCGGCACGGAGAUUUCAACGGCUUGUCCGAGCAGUCCAACUUCGACAUGAAGGUUGUGGCAACAUGGACGCGGCACAUGAUGAGUGGGGUAGUCCCUCACGGGCCUUUGCUUGGUCAUGCUCGCAUGAUGAAGCACGAGCUGUACUACCACCUCUGGUCCGAGGAUCAGCCGCCAUUUUUGAUGGCGAGGGUGCCUGGCUUGGCUUACGCGCAGUACCCGUUCUUCGCGCACGCCAAAGACAUUACGGAGGGGGUGAGGGAGCUCAUGAUGCAGACGGGUCUUUGGCGGGCACCAGCGCUGCGCAUUCCAAGGACUAUGGCACUUCCCUCACAGUCAGCCACAGACCUCAACGACUGCUUGCUCAACACGCUUUUCCCCGACAAGCAGGGCCUGCCGAAGCUGCCAGAGGGCAUCCUGCUCCGAGUCCUGAGUCCAGAGGUGAAGGCUCACGCCCGCUACCAGUUGCUCGAAGGUGCUCCGCCGGCGGGAGGUGACUCGCUGUUUUUCGACAACGCGCCCAACCGCUCUUGGACGCGGCGCGGCAGUGGCGGCCAGCUCUCCCUUGAUUGGGUGAGGCGCGCGGAUGUUCCAGGCCGUGACACCGAGUUUGGGGUGUUGGCGGUCUGUCCUGCGGAGGCGCCGGACUUGAACGGCUUCGGAAAGUUCCAGUAUUUCAGGGGCGUCUACAUCAGCGAAGGCGGCGUCCUGAAAGCUUUGUGGCUGGAGUUGGUCAACCGAGAGCACGUGCGUGGACGAGAACCCAAUUAUUUGCACCUCUUUGCGGCCUCGCAGGUGACCCCGGAAAUGUUGAACAGUGUGGUGAACAGGGGCCCCGCCGGACAGGGCUUUGAGCAACGCAGAUCCAGGGGAGGAUGGGUCGUCCAGGGCCCGCGGCCAAAGCGGGUGUGCAUGGGCGGAUGGGUGUGGCAGGAGCCAUACAAUGGUGCUGUCACCUACUACCACGUGCCCAAGGAUUCGGACACCGUGUUCACGUUCAAGCAGUGGUCCCAGGAUGGCGCCUCCUGGCACUGGUCCGAGGAGACAGAGCAGUACGAGGAGGUGCAUGAGGCCGACAACACUUGGCACUUCACCACGGUGGCCGAGUGGUUUGACAUUCGCGACUUCAUUGGGCGCCGUGGUGGCCAGGACCAGGCCGGCCAGCCCGAAGCCGGCCAGCCCGAAGCCGGCAACCAAGACGGCCAGGGCCAAGGUGGUGCCUGGGAUCAGCCUGCCGGUGGCCAGGGUAGCUGGGGCCAAUGGUAA